Messenger RNA from Mesitornis unicolor (brown roatelo), 478 nucleotides. Its product is annotated as phosphatidate cytidylyltransferase 2-like. Gene Ontology annotation, molecular function: phosphatidate cytidylyltransferase activity. The annotation marks the transcript as partial. NCBI's taxonomy places the organism in Eukaryota, Metazoa, Chordata, Aves, Mesitornithiformes, Mesitornithidae. The transcript is spliced from 4 exons. Gene Ontology annotation, cellular component: endoplasmic reticulum membrane. The record is from RefSeq and is a predicted model, not a curated record.
GAGUCAGAAUCUGAGAACAAGCUGGAUGGAGAGACAGCGUCAGACAGCGAAAGCAAAUCCGAAUUCGGAGGCUUGCCCCCGGUGCCCACAUCGGAUGACACUCCAGAGGUCCUGAACAGAGCUCUCUCCAACCUCUCCUCAAGAUGGAAGAACUGGUGGGUAAGAGGCAUCCUCACGCUGGCAAUGAUUACCUUCUUCUUCAUCAUCAUCUACUUGGGACCCAUGGUCUUAAUGACGAUAGUGAUGUGUGUCCAGAUCAAAUGUUUCCACGAGAUUAUCACCAUUGGCUAUAACGUGUACCACUCGUAUGACCUGCCCUGGUUCAGGACGCUGAGCUGGUACUUCCUGCUCUGCGUAAACUACUUCUUCUAUGGGGAGACUGUCACAGAUUAUUUCUUCACCCUGGUUCAGAGAGAGGAGCCCCUGCGAAUUCUCAGCAAAUACCACCGCUUCAUUUCUUUCGCCCUAUACUUGACAG